Messenger RNA from Colletotrichum navitas, 983 nucleotides. RefSeq names its product DJ-1/PfpI family protein. The coding region runs from base 212 to 907 and encodes 231 amino acids. NCBI's taxonomy places the organism in Eukaryota, Fungi, Ascomycota, Sordariomycetes, Glomerellales, Glomerellaceae. Gene Ontology annotation, biological process: regulation of DNA-templated transcription. The record is from RefSeq and is a predicted model, not a curated record. The transcript has 3 exons.
GUGUAGUGCACUCCGGAGCACCGCACUUGACAGUACGGAAGCAAUAUUCGGCCCCCGUUAAAACACAUGUCGGGCUGACAUUGGAUGAAAGGCGUCCAGCGCAUCAGGAAACUGGAGACGGAUCUGCUUCCACGAACACCAGAAUCAUUCUCCGGCAAUCUCUCAGUCUAAACGCUGAUUUCGAAGACUUGGGCCAACGCAAAAUCUCACAAUGACAGCUCUUGGCUCCAAAAAGUCCAUCCGCAUCGGUGUCAUGCUCGAGGCCGUACAGCUGAGCGACAUCGUGGGCAUCGACAUGUUCGGCAAUCUUUCCCGCAAGUACUACAAUAAGGUCAAGGAUUAUGAUCCCGAGUUCGCCAAGUGGGCCGACCACCCCAUUGAUAUGGAUUUCUUCUACAUCUCCUCGACCCUCGCGCCCGCCGAGAUGACGCCUGGGCUGAAGUUCGUCCCCAACGUCACUUACGACGACUGCCCCCGAGACCUCGACCUCGUCUUUACCGGAGGUCCUAUGCUUGACCACCGUCCUCCUUCAGCCGACCGGUUCAUGAAAGAGGCCUUUCCCAAGACCAGGGUGUGGCUGACGACCUGCAUUGGUAGCCUUUGGCUGGCCAGCGCCGGCGUCCUGAAGGGCAAGAUAGCAACAACCAACAGAGAGUUACUUAAGUUUGCCAGGGAGACCCACCCCGAGACCGAGUGGCUCGACCAACGGUGGGUAGUGGAGGAGAAAGAGUACGAAGGCGAGGGCAAGGGCGAGCUCUGGACUGCCGGCGGAGCAGGCGCCGGCCUCUCCAUGAUCAUCACAUACUUGAACAAAAACUUUGAUCCGGGGUUCGUCCAGAAGCUGGGAAUCGAUGUGGUUGCUUUUGAGGAGCUGGCCCUGAACCAGUUUUACAAGACCUCGAGGUAGAUGUAAACGUGACACAAUGCAUAGAGCUUCGGUACUUGACACAAUGAAUUCACGGCUCUCUCUUGCUAUUGAAAUU